This is a messenger RNA of Myodes glareolus (Bank vole), 1030 nucleotides long. It is a transcript of the gene Frg1, whose product is annotated as FSHD region gene 1. NCBI's taxonomy places the organism in Eukaryota, Metazoa, Chordata, Mammalia, Rodentia, Cricetidae. The record is from RefSeq and is a predicted model, not a curated record. Gene Ontology annotation, cellular component: nucleolus; striated muscle dense body; catalytic step 2 spliceosome. Gene Ontology annotation, molecular function: actin filament binding.
CAGUAAACAGGAAGUAGAUUUUUCAGAGCGUUGAGUUGAAGAAGGCGGGGGAUUCCUGAGAGACGCACUCAUCUCCCGCCUUUGCUGCUGCUCUCCGUCCUUCUCCACUUUCUCCUCCCAGCCCAAAGGAACUCUGCCCGGGGCUGCUGGCUCUGAGCGCCGAACCAUGGCCGAAUACUCCUAUGUGAAGUCCACCAAACUAGUGCUCAAGGGAACUAAAGCCAAGAGCAAAAAAAAGAAGAGCAAAGAUAAGAAGAGAAAACGAGAAGAAGAUGAGGAGACCCAACUUGAUAUUGUGGGAAUCUGGUGGACUGUAUCCAACUUUGGGGAGAUUUCAGGAACCAUUGCCAUUGAGAUGGAUAAAGGAGCAUAUAUCCAUGCACUGGACAAUGGCCUUUUUACACUGGGAGCGCCGCAUAGAGAAGUUGAUGAGGGCCCCAGUCCUCCAGAGCAAUUUACUGCUGUCAAACUGUCUGAUUCCAGGAUUGCCCUGAAAUCUGGCUAUGGAAAAUAUCUUGGUAUAAAUUCAGAUGGACUUGUUGUUGGGCGGUCGGAUGCAAUUGGGCCAAGAGAACAAUGGGAACCAGUGUUUCAAGAUGGGAAAAUGGCUUUAUUGGCCUCAAAUAGCUGCUUUAUUAGAUGUAAUGAGGCAGGUGAUAUAGAAGCAAAGAAUAAAACAGCAGGAGAAGAAGAAAUGAUAAAGAUUAGAUCCUGUGCUGAAAGAGAAACCAAGAAGAAAGAUGACAUCCCAGAAGAGGACAAAGGAAAUGUGAAGCAGUGUGAAAUCAACUAUGUAAAGAAAUUUCAGAGCUUCCAAGACCACAAACUCAAAGUAAGCAAAGAAGAUAGUAAAAUUCUUAAAAAGGCUCGGAAAGAUGGGUUUUUGCAUGAGACUCUUCUGGACAGGAGAGCCAAAUUGAAAGCUGACCGAUACUGCAAGUGACAGAGACGUUUUUGUGGUGCUUUCAUUUUUGUUUUUUUUUGGGGGGGGGUUGUUUGUUUUUGUCCUGAAUAAAAAUAUUCAGUAUAA